Molecule: messenger RNA, 861 nt
Organism: Opisthorchis viverrini
Lineage: Eukaryota; Metazoa; Platyhelminthes; Trematoda; Opisthorchiida; Opisthorchiidae
Exons: 5
Source: RefSeq, a predicted model, not a curated record
AACACCCGUAGGAAUCAGAAAUUUAGAUUCAUAAAGGAAACUACUCACAAGGUUGCUGAAAACUCUUCGACAGCCCACGACCGGUUUCGCCCUUCUUGGGGCUCACCAGAUGAGCGCAAUUCCCGAGGUUCCAUCAACCUUAUGUUCUACUUGAAACCAAUUGGACUGUUCUCGAAAAAUACACUCGUUUGCAAUUCAUUUUGGUUUUCACGAGAGACUCAUUUGAAUCUCUCUUUUAUGAUGUUCUACAACUGCAUGGGUUUUUCGCUUGAGACGAGGGGCGCAACUAUCGACAAAUAUACUCAUUUGCAAAUCAAUUUGGUUUUCACGAGAGACUCAACUGAAUCUCUCGCUUAUGAUAUUCUACAACUGAAUGUGCUGCACACAGGCCGCCUCAUGUUUCAGUUGCCACGAUAUUCGAGAUAUCGUAGUAUAUAUUCACAAGGUUCCCUUUAUGAAGAGGUACAAAUACUUCAAAGUCAAACACCCGGAUCUACACCUUUAACACAAACAACUGCUGCACACAGGCCGCCUCAUGUUUCAGUUGGUACGAUAUUCGAGAUAUCGCAGUAUAUUCCCAUGAAGGAAACUACUCACAAGAUCAUGUCACGCGACCUGGUGUUGCCUGCGGUCUCGAGUGGAUGGAAUCGAAUGCUCAACCUCAUUGGAGCCAUCGAUGACAGAAAUGGCACUCGGCUGACAAAAUGGGUCUGCGACACAAUCGAAAACCUGUACAUCGAGAAAUACACUCAAUUGCGAAUCAGUUUGGUUUGCACGAGAGACUCAAGUGAAUUUCUCGUUUCCCGUAUUCUACAACUGAAUGUGCUGCACACAGGCCACCUUAUGUUUCAGUUGGCAUGA